Pseudoliparis swirei is the source of this 4072-nucleotide messenger RNA. RefSeq names its product WEE1 G2 checkpoint kinase (gene wee1). Gene Ontology annotation, biological process: protein phosphorylation; mitotic cell cycle. The coding region runs from base 1164 to 3017 and encodes 617 amino acids. The transcript is spliced from 10 exons. Gene Ontology annotation, molecular function: non-membrane spanning protein tyrosine kinase activity; ATP binding; magnesium ion binding. The record is from RefSeq and is a predicted model, not a curated record. Gene Ontology annotation, cellular component: nucleus. Lineage: Eukaryota; Metazoa; Chordata; Actinopteri; Perciformes; Liparidae.
AUAAUUAAAUAUGGAUAUUGAUAUUACUUGCAACAUUGUACCUGUGCACUUUAUGGACAGAAUGGUCACUUUCCUUUUGAUUGUUAUAUUAUUGGAAUAUGAAUACUUUAUUUAUUUAUUACUCAACACUAAGCAACAUUUUACAUUAUUGCUGAUGCAAAGUAACAUUUAUCACAUUUUAAUACAUGCGUCAUACUUUUUGUCGUGUACAUUUAGUAUAUUUUAAAAGUACAACAUUAUCUCUGAAAUGUGGCAUGACAUAAAAAUAGUAAAGUAAAAAUACUUGGAUGCUUUAUGAUCACUGAAAACCGUUUUAUAGCGAUAAUAUAAUAGUUGUAUAUGUACUGUGUCUGGUAUGAACCAUAAACUUAGCAUACAGUGCUCCCAGUUCUAAUUGGACCUUUAUAUAUUCAUGUUUCGGGGCUUCAUUGAUCACCCGUCUCAAUAAUGGGCGCAUUGUCUCGCGGGCUAACGUAAACUGCUAACGUAAACUGCGUAACCUCCGGCGACUUGAAAGGGUUCGCGGCGUUCGCGCCAGUUCGCUGCUGCGCCACAGACGACGCGCCGCCUCCCGAGAGCCCCCUCUGGCCCCGCCCCUUCUUUCAAAAAAUAGAGACUCGCUCCGAUUGGCCGCGCGGACGGGGGAGGGGCCACGUGACCAACGGUAGCGGGAAGCCUCAUUGCCACGCGCGUGAUAGGGGAAAAGCCGAGUUCGCUUGACUCAUUCAAACUUUUUUUUUUUCUUCUCCUCCUUUUUGUAAACAUUGGUGCUUUUUUACGUGUUUCUGCGUCGGCGAGCCGUCAAGAAGUUACCGGCGGGCGCUCACGCUCGAUCGGACCGAGUAUUGCCCGUUGGUUUUUUAUUUUAAACUACGACUUCGGGACGUUUCGCCCCUCUCGGCGGCUGCGGGGCCUUUUUUUUCUCCGCACUGGAUGGGCGUGUUGGAGUCCGCGCACACGUUCGUUCACGUUUCCUCGGACGUUAACGGACCUUUAAGCGUCUCGCGCACUCGCUUUGGAUCGAUACCUUUUUUAUGGUAAGGUAGUUAGACGCGAGCUAGCUUAGCGAACCGCCUCGGAUAACCGUAGAGGGGGCACAACCGCGUGAUUUAUUUUUUCUCCUCCUGUCGACGUCCGGGAUUUAAAUCCUAAAAAAAAAAAAAAUGUCGAGCUUCGGCCGCCAUCGACGCGGAUCUCCUUCCCCGAAAACUCCCCCGAUACGGCAGAAGUUACAGUUCACGUGCAGCGACGGGGAGGACGAGCCCAUCGAGGACGCGAACAACAGCACCGGGGGAGAGUCCGGCUUCACGGAGAUGGACUCCCCGAUGCCGCUGCGCCGGCAACCCGCCGACAAGCGGCUGGAGGGCGCCAGCAGCCCCCUGAACCAGUCCGGCGGGGACGACGACGUGGAGCUGUGGGACGAGGAGAGCUACGGCUCCCCGUCGCACCUCCGGUCCCCGAGCAGCGUCAUCUUCGCCAACUGCUCGCCGUCGCCGAGGAAGGCGUCCCGGCUGUACGGAGGGUCCCCGGAGCGGUCCUACGUCCAGGACGACGGGGAGGGCUCCAGCUCCCCGAUCCCGGACUGUCCCGACACGCCUCCGCACAAGACCUUCAGAAAACUGAGACUUUUUGACACGCCGCACACACCAAAGAGCUUGCUGCACAGAGCCCGGGGCUCGGGGUCCUCCAGCAGGAGAGUGUCCUUGUUCAAGAACGUGGAGCCUUCAGGGAAGUCGCUCGCGGACACCAGCCGCAGGCUGCAGACCCCUCUGGUGAACUUUAACCCCUUCACGCCGGACUCCCUCCUCAUCCAGUCCGCCACACAGCAGAGAAACCGGAAGCGAGCUCACUGGAACGACUCUUGUGGAGAAGACAUGGAGGCGAGUGACGGGGAGGGCGAGGAGGAGGCGCUGCCCCCCUCCAAGAGGAUCACCAUGAUGGAGAGCAACAUGAUGUCCCGCUACGCCUCCGAGUUCCUCGAGCUGGAGAAGAUCGGCUGCGGAGAGUUCGGCGCCGUGUUCAAGUGCGUGAAGAGACUCGACGGCUGCAUCUACGCCAUCAAGAGGUCAAAGAAACCUCUGGCGGGAUCCGUCGACGAACAGAACGCCCUGCGCGAGGUGUACGCCCACGCCGUGCUGGGCCAGCACCCCCACGUGGUGCGCUACUACUCGGCCUGGGCCGAGGACGACCACAUGCUCAUCCAGAACGAGUACUGCAACGGCGGCACGCUGUCCGACGCCGUCGCCGACAACUACCGGCGGCUGGGCUACCUGACGGAGCUGGAGCUGAAGGACCUGCUGCUGCAGGUCACGCGGGGGCUCAAGUACAUCCACUCCACGUCUCUGGUGCACAUGGACAUCAAGCCCAGCAACAUCUUCAUUUCACGGAAGACCGUCGCCAGCUGCGACGAGUGUGACGAUGACGAGGGGCUGACCACCAGCGUCGUCUACAAGAUCGGUGAUCUUGGUCAUGUGACCCGAGUGAACAACCCCCAGGUGGAGGAAGGUGACAGCAGAUAUUUGGCCAAUGAAGUUUUACAAGAGGAUUACAGCAAGUUGACGAAGGCGGACAUCUUUGCUCUGGCUCUGACGGUCGUCAGCGCCUCGGGGGCGGAGCCUCUUCCCACCAACGGAGACAAGUGGCACGAGAUCCGAGAGGGGAAACUACCCGCCAUCCCCCAAAUACUGUCACCAGAUUUCCUCUGUCUUCUCAAGCUGAUGAUCCACCCCGACCCGAGCAGACGGCCGUCGACGUCGGAGCUCAUCAAACACCCGGUGCUGCUCACCGCGGCCCGGAUGAGCGCCGACCAGCUGCGGGUCGAGCUCAACGCCGAGAAGUUCAAGAACGCGCUGCUGCAGAAGGAGCUGAAGAAGGCUCAGCAGGCCCGGGUGGCGGCGGAGGAGAAGGUUCUGUCCACCGACCGGAUCCUGACCCGCUCCACGGUCCAAUCGAAUCCCAGAACCUCCCGGCUCAUCGGCAAGAAGAUGAACCGGUCGGUCAGCCUCACCAUCUACUGACCGCCGAGCCGCCAGACAGGAAGUGAACAUUCACCGAGGCUCACGGACCUUUUUAACACAAAAACAACCCAUUUCAGACGGAAUCGGUCUCUUUGAGUUUGAUCCCUGUCGGCCGUGGUGGAAAAAUACUGAACUUGAACGCCUCUCCAUCAACUCUCAUUGCCAACAUGGUUCAACCCCUUUAAAAAAAAAAAAAAUUCCAAUGGACUUUUUUUGGAAAAUGUACUGGUCAUUCCCAAAAGGUAGUUACUUUACCUUUUCCACACUCUGCCAUUCCUUAGCUGCAUGAACGCCGGGGCUCUGUCACCGUUUCUGUCCUUGCACUUCUUCCCCUUCGACAAAGCCGAAGCCGCAGAGAGACGCUCUCUCUCUCUCCAGAGAGACGCUCUCUCUCUCUCUCCAGUGUGAAUGUACUUUGCCCUGAGCACCUUACUGCCUGUCGAAUGCCUGAUGCUGGUUACCAGAGGGUCUGAGAACUGACUGUCCGUGUUUGUAUGGAGCACUUUGGAGGCAACGACUGGAACUUGCCACAUUUUUUGUUUUUAAAAAUAAUUAAAUAAAAAAAACCUGCUGCUAUUGAUGUUUUGUGUGUAUCGGGGGUUUGGCCCAUUUCAGGUUGGAUCGUUCCAGUGGUCAUUGGCUCUUAUUUCCAAGUAGCAGGAGUCUGUUUCCGCCCCCCCUCCUCCCCCCCCAGUUAAUGUUUAUUCUUCUGGAUGGAGGAUGGAUCAUGCCAUUUGAGCAAAAAUCAUCCAUUUUUGAAGUACCAAAACCCAGAGAGCUGACUCAUGAUCUGAGGGUAGCAGAGCUCCGUAGUGUUGAGUGCCCCCUGCUGAGAGGCGCUGCCCGCCCCGCUGUAGCAUCAGAACAAUCAUCGUCCUGUUCUUUAGGUUCUCCUAUGUUCUGUUAUUUUUUUCCCAUAAAGCUCAUCUUCAAUUACUGGUUAGAAACGUUUUGCUCAUCUUUUUUUUUUCUUGUAAUCUUUAACACAAAACAGCCAGUUUGUUGUUAACCUUGUAAAUAUGUUCUUUUAAUAAAUUCUUACAUCUACACUUUCA